Messenger RNA from Piliocolobus tephrosceles (Ugandan red Colobus), 1044 nucleotides. Its product is annotated as olfactory receptor 6J1-like. Gene Ontology annotation, cellular component: membrane. Gene Ontology annotation, biological process: G protein-coupled receptor signaling pathway. The transcript has a single exon. Lineage: Eukaryota; Metazoa; Chordata; Mammalia; Primates; Cercopithecidae. The record is from RefSeq and is a predicted model, not a curated record. Gene Ontology annotation, molecular function: G protein-coupled receptor activity; olfactory receptor activity.
AUGGGGAACUGGACUGCAGCGGUGACUGAGUUUGUUCUGCUGGGGUUUUCCCUGAGCAGGGAGGCGGAGCUGCCGUUCCUGGUGCUCCUGCUGCCCACGUUCCUGCUGACUCUUCUGGGGAACCUGCUCAUCAUCUUCACUGUGCUGUCCUGCUCCCUCCUCCACACGCCCAUGUACUUUUUCUUGUGCAACCUCUCUACCCUGGACAUCGUCUUCACCUCAGUCAUCUCUCCAAAAGUGUUGGCCAACUUAGGAUCUGGGGAUAAAACCAUCUCCUUUGCUGGAUGUAUCAUCCAGUGCUAUUUCUACUUUUCCGUGGGCACAGUUGAGUUCCUCCUGCUGACGGUCACGUCCCAUGACCGCUACGCCGCCAUCUGCUCCCCUCUGAGGUACACCACCAUCAUGAGGCCUCCUGUCUGCAUUGAGACCAUUGUGUUCUCUUGGGUGGGAGGCUUCCUCUCUGUGCUUUUUCCAACCAUCCUCAUCUCCCAGCUGCCCUUCUGUGGCUCCAACAUCAUUAACCACUUCUUCUGUGACGGUGGACCCUUGCUGGCCCUGGCCUGUGCAGACACCACUGCCAUCGAGCUGAUGGAUUUUAUGCUUUCUUCCAUGGUCAUCCGCUGCUGCAUAGUCCUCGCGGCCUAUUCCUCUACGUACAUCAUCUUGACAAUAGUGCGCAUUCCUUCUGCAAGUGGAAGGAAGAAGGCCUUUAAUACCUGUGCUUCCCACCUGACCAUAGUCAUCAUUUCUAGUGGUAUCACUGUGUGUAUCUUUGUGAGUGCCUCCCAGAAAGAAUAUCUGGGGAUCAACAAGAUCCCUUUAGUUCUGAGCAGUGUGAUGACUCCAUUCCUCAGUCCCUUUAUAUAUACUCUGAGGAAUUACGCCGUGCAGGGAGUCCUCAGGGAUAUGUGCGUCAGGGUUUGAGGAGUUUUAGAAAAGAGGAUGAGGGCAGUGCUGAGGAGCAGAUUGUCCUCCAACAAAGACCACCAAGGAGGGGCUUGCUCUUCUCCACCAUGUAUGUAUUGUGUAAAGCUCCAGUGUUAG